This is a messenger RNA of Odobenus rosmarus divergens (Pacific walrus), 1584 nucleotides long. RefSeq names its product BAI1-associated protein 2-like 1 (gene BAIAP2L1). Lineage: Eukaryota; Metazoa; Chordata; Mammalia; Carnivora; Odobenidae. The record is from RefSeq and is a predicted model, not a curated record. Bases 2 to 1438 code for a protein of 478 amino acids. The transcript is spliced from 13 exons. Gene Ontology annotation, molecular function: protein binding. Gene Ontology annotation, biological process: actin filament bundle assembly; positive regulation of actin filament polymerization; actin crosslink formation. Gene Ontology annotation, cellular component: nucleoplasm; cytosol.
UAUGGAACAGUUCAAUCCUGGGCUACGAAAUUUAAUAAACCUAGGAAAAAAUUACGAAAAAGCUGUUAAUGCUAUGGUCCUUGCGGGAAAAGCCUACUACGACGGAGUGGCCAAGAUUGGUGAGAUUGCCACCGGGUCCCCUGUGUCAACAGAGCUGGGCCAUGUUCUCAUAGAGAUUUCAAGUACCCACAAGAAACUCAAUGAGAGUCUUGAUGAAAACUUCAAAAAAUUCCAUAAAGAGAUUAUACAUGAGCUGGAGAAGAAGACAGAACUUGAUGUAAAAUACAUGAAUGCAACUCUCAAAAGAUACCAAACGGAACACAAAAGUAAAUUAGAUUCUCUGGAGAAAUCUCAAGCUGAGUUGAAGAAAAUCAGAAGGAAAAGUCAAGGAGGACGAAAUGCACUCAAAUACGAACACAAAGAAAUUGAGUAUGUAGAAACUGUUACGUCUCGCCAGAGCGAAAUCCAGAAAUUUAUUGCAGAUGGUUGCAAAGAAGCUCUACUUGAAGAGAAAAGGCGCUUCUGCUUUCUGGUCGACAAACACUGUAGCUUUGCAAAUCACUUACAUUAUUAUCAUUUACAGUCUGCAGAAUUACUCAAUUCCAAGCUGCCCCGGUGGCAGGAAACGUGUGGUGACGCUACCAAAGUGCCCGAGAAGAUCAUGAAUAUGAUCGAGGAAAUAAGGACCCCAAGCUCUACCCCCGUGUCCGGGACGCCCCAGCCCUCACCGAUGAUUGAGAGAAGCAGCAUGGUGCCCCCAGCUCCUUCAGCCAGAGCGUAUACUAGUCCUUUGAUUGAUAUGUUUAAUAACCCAGCAACAGUUGGACAGAAUUCAGAAAGGCUAAAGAAUUCAACAGAUUCUUCAGAUGAUCCCAGUUUACCGCGAUCAGUCUCUGUUGCAACUGGACUGAACAUGAUGAAGAAGCAGAAAGUAAAAACCAUUUUCCCACACACUGCUGGUGCAAACCAGACUUUGCUCAGCUUCGCGCAGGGAGACAUCCUCACACUGCUCAUCCCUGAGGAGAAGGACGGCUGGCUUUAUGGAGAGCAUGACACCACCAAAGUGAGGGGCUGGUUCCCAGCAUCCUACACAAAGUUGCUGGAAGAAGAUGCAAAGGAGGCCAUGAGUGUGCCCACACCAAGCCUGGCCCCAGUGAGAAGCAUCAGCACGGUGAACUUAUCUGAGAAAAGCAAUGUCGUCAUUCCCCCACCGGAUUACUUGGAAUGUUUGUCCCAGGGAGCGGCUGCAGAUAAGAAAGCAGAUGUUUCCAAAAAUACUUCUACCUUUAAAGCACCGGUGUCCCAGCCAGAAGCUAUAUCUCCUAAUGAUGCAAAUGGGACAGCAAAGCCUCCUUUCCUCAGCGGAGAGAACCCCUUCGCUACCGUGAAACUCCGACCGACGGUGACAAACGAUCGCUCAGCGCCCAUCAUCCGAUGAAGGGCAGCUCCAGUUCCUCCGUUAAGUUCUCACUUGCAAAAUGAUACAAGUUGUUCGACGUGCUGUAACUGUUGUAAAGCUUCGCCAAGGGUGCCUGAUUUUAAUUGUAUUCUACUUGAGCAAAUCAAUGCAUUCUCUCAAUUUAA